Messenger RNA from Panthera uncia (snow leopard), 3281 nucleotides. It is a transcript of the gene MBD1, whose product is annotated as methyl-CpG binding domain protein 1. The record is from RefSeq and is a predicted model, not a curated record. The transcript is spliced from 18 exons. NCBI's taxonomy places the organism in Eukaryota, Metazoa, Chordata, Mammalia, Carnivora, Felidae. Gene Ontology annotation, molecular function: zinc ion binding; DNA binding. Bases 125 to 2494 code for a protein of 789 amino acids.
GCACGCCCCCUUCUCCAGUUCCCGCGGAAGGAGCUGGGCUCAGCGUGCGGCAGUACCAGUCCCCGCGCGCUCCUGUAACCGUUCGGCGGGCCGGAGAGAGCGGGACACAAUAGUCCUGGGGCAGAUGUUCGGGGAACCGGAGAGCACAGGCGCGACCGCGCAGGCGUCUUGCCGGGAGCGGAGCCCUAGAGGUGGGCAGCGGGUUUCCGGUUCCGGGAGCAACGAACGGCCGCGGCAGCGACAGCUAUCGCUUCAGAGGAAGCGUCUGCGGAGGAGGAAGAAGAGCAGGGCAAGGCGGGAGUCACAGGCGGGACCCUCGCCAUGGGUCCGCGGACCUAGAGCGGCGGAAGCUACCGGCCCGGUGCCGAGCUGGCCGCUGCUCCUUCCUGUGGCCCCCAUGGCUGAGGACUGGCUGGACUGCCCAGCCUUGGGCCCCGGCUGGAAGCGCCGUGAAGUCUUUCGAAAGUCAGGUGCCACCUGUGGACGCUCAGACACCUAUUACCAGAGCCCCACAGGAGACAGGAUCCGAAGCAAAGUUGAGCUGACCCGAUACCUGGGCCCUGCGUGUGACCUCACCCUCUUCGACUUCAAACAAGGCAUUCUGUGCUAUCCAGCCCCCAAGAUCUCUUCCUGCUUUCCCUCUCAUUUGCAGGCCCAGCCCUUAGCUGUCCCUAGCAGGAAGCGGAAGAAGCCUUCACGGCCAGCCAAGACUCGAAAACGUCAGGUUGGACCUCAAAAGGGUGAGGUCAGGAAGGAGGCCCCAGGAGAUGAGACCAAGGCUAAUGCUGACACAGCCCCAGCUUCACUCCCUGCACCUGGGUGCUGUGAGAACUGUGGAAUCAGCUUCUCAGGAGAUGGUACCCGAAGGCAGCGGCUCAAGACAUUAUGCAAGGACUGCCGAGCGCAGAGAAUUGCUUUCAACCGGGAACAGAGGAUGUUUAAGCGUGUGGGCUGCGGGGAGUGUGAGGCCUGCCGGGUAACCGAGGACUGCGGGGCCUGCUCCACCUGCCUUCUGCAGCUGCCCCAUGAUGUGGCCUCGGGGCUGUUCUGCAAGUGUGAGCGGAGACGGUGCCUCCGGAUUGUGGAAAGGAGCCGAGGGUGUGGAGUGUGCCGGGGCUGUCAGACCCGAGAGGACUGUGGCCGUUGCCGAGUCUGCCUUCGCCCUCCCCGCCCUGGUCUCAGGCGCCAGUGGAGGUGUGUCCAACGGCGCUGCCUACGGCACCUUGCCCACCGUCUCCGUCGCCACCAUCAGCGAUGUCAACGACGCCCUCCCCUAGCUGUGGCUCCCCCUGCUGGUAAACGUAGCCGCCGUAGAGGAGGCUGCGACUCCAAGAUGGCUGCCCGGCGGCGCCCCCCCCGAACCCAGCCAUUGCCUCCAGUUCCCCUGUCACAGCCUCCAGAGUCCCCAGAGCUGCACCCCAGAGCCCUGGUCCCCUCGCCACCUGCCGAGUUCAUCUAUUACUGUGUAGACGAGGACGAGCUACAGCCUUACACCAAUCGCCGGCAGAACCGCAAGUGUGGGGCCUGUGCAGCCUGCCUACGGCGGAUGGACUGUGGUCGCUGCGACUUCUGCUGUGACAAGCCUAAAUUUGGGGGCAGCAACCAAAAGCGCCAGAAGUGUCGUUGGCGCCAAUGCCUGCAGUUUGCUAUGAAGCGGCUGCUGCCUAGUGUCUGGGCAGGAUCUGAGGAUGGGGCAGGGCCGCCCCCACCUUACUCUCGUCGAAAGAGGCCUGGCUCUACUCGAAGGCCCCGUCUGGGUCAGAUACUGAAGACCUCCUUGACCACACCCACAACCCGACCAGGCCAUGCCCAGACUCCAAUGAAACAAGAAACAGGCAGUGGCUUUGUGCUGCCUCCACCUGGCACUGAUCUUGUGUUCUUACGGGAAGGUGCAAGCAGUCCCGUGCAGGUGCCUGGCCCUGCUGCAGCUUCCACAGAAGCCCUGUUGCAGGAGGCCCAGUGCCCUGGCCUGAGUUGGGUUGUGGCCUUACCCCAGGUGAAGCAAGAGAAGGUGGAUGCCCAGGAAGACUGGACACCGGGCACAGCCAUCCUGACUUCUCCUGUAUUGCUGCCUGGCUGCCCCAGCAAGGCAGUGGACCCAGACUUGCCACCUGUGAAGCAAGAGCCACUGGACCCUGAGGAGGACAAGGAGGAAGAGAGCAAGGAUGACUCCGCCUCCGACUCGGCCCCAGAGGAGGAGGCAGGAGGGGCUGGCACACCCGUGAUCACGGAGAUUUUCAGCCUGGGUGGAACCCGCCUCCGGGACACAGCAGUCUGGUUGCCAAGUCUGCAGGGCAGGCAAUCGGGAAGGGAAGAUGGAUGUAAAGUGUGGGAGACGGAGGACGCUUUGGCGCGCAGGAGCACGAGCACGAGCACGAGCACGAGCUGGAACCGGCGAAGAUGGCCUAGAACCCAUGUCAGUCUCUCACCACCUCCAACUUCGAUAAUGUGGGUGUCCUACAGAAGAAGCUGGUGCCCUUCAUCACAGACUUAAAUACUCAUCUGACCCAGGAAUUAGAGACGCUGAAGGAAGAUCCCAGGGAAAGUGGAGCAGCUGCAGGCCUGGCUGCAGGCCUGACUGCUGCCCCACACCAACGAGGUGAGCCAGCAGAUAAGUGACAACAUGUGUGAACUGCAACAGUGCCUGGUGCCCCGCACCAACCUUCCGAGUGUAAAAACAGUAUGCUGCUGCUUGACUUCUGCCCUCCAGUUACCAGGCAAAAUGUCUCUUGUGGCCCAUCCUAACCGGAAGCAUACGGGGAAGGGAGUUCUGGGAAACGUAGCCUAGUCAAGGUGACACAUUACAAAGCCACCCUGCCAUGAAUCAGCUCCCAAGGGUCUCACUGCUCACCUGAGGAUAACUUGAUAAAGCUACGUUGCUGAAAAUGCAAAGCUGAAGACCAUGGAUUUCAUGGUGACCCCAGCAAGUACAGAAAUUCUGUCAAGCCCACCCAGAAAAAAACUUGCUGGUCUCGGCUAUUUUUGUAUCAUUCAUUCAAGUAUUGAGAACCUGGCCCAUGGUAGGCACUGUACUUGAUACUGGGAUACAGGAAUGAAAAAGAUAUAGUCCAUGCAAUUUUAUUAAAUACAUCAAUAUGUAUUACAAAUGGUGAAUGGAUAUCCAACUUUAUCGUGGAAUUUAAUGGUGAAAAUCUAGAAUUCAGGAAAACUGUCGGGAGGACAGCCCUUGCGUGAACCUUGUUGGGGCACAAUAGGAAUUGGAAAUAAUAUAAAUAGUUUCUAUCUCUGAGCUGUUCUAUUUUAAAAUUAUUUUAAAAUGA